Struthio camelus australis is the source of this 9654-nucleotide messenger RNA. RefSeq lists its product as uncharacterized. Gene Ontology annotation, molecular function: protein binding. Lineage: Eukaryota; Metazoa; Chordata; Aves; Struthioniformes; Struthionidae. The record is from RefSeq and is a predicted model, not a curated record.
UUUAAUAAUUAAGAUGUGAUUUUUUUUUUUAUCAAAACUCUGGUAUCAGAACAGAUGUUUUUACAAAUCCUCAUAGUUAUUUUUUUCCAUCCACUGUUCAUACUAUUGCAGCAUCCUGUUUUUAAGGCAGUGGUAUCAAACUUUUUAAUCCAACAGGGACUUCUGGUAGACUUGAAACAAUUGACAAAUAAUUAGGUUGUUUUCAUCCUUUCCUGCUGCACCAACAGAUUAAGAAGACUGGGGAAUCUCUUGACCCAUCUGGGAAAGAAAAGGAAGCAAUACACUGCUUCCCUGAAAAUUUUCUUCUACCAAGGAGAAGAGGAAAUAGGAAAAGCUUUCAUAGACCGCAGCUGACAAGCAAGAGCAGAUACUAUCAGUAGAACUGAAUUGACCUUAAAAAAAAAUUGGAAAAAAAGGAAGUCUAGCUGCAGGUUUUUGAUACCAGUAGAGGAGAACAGUGGACAGCAUGUGAACGGGGGUGGAAACUAAGCAAUGGAAGAAACCUUUAACUAGGAUUACAGUGAUAACCAAGUAUUAAGAGGGAUGAACAAGGAGGGAAUGAGGAGCAGAUGAAAGCAGGAGAAUAAAGCAAGAGCAAAUACAGAGAGUAUAAAGGCAAAUCAUUUUUCAACAUUGAGGUAGCUAAAAAUAUAUAGGUAUAAGUCCAAUCUUCCUAUUAGUUUUUCAUGUAGGAAAUUACGAUGAAUUGCUAUAGAGAUAGAUUUGUAACUGUGAAACAUAAGAGGGUGUCCACAACCCAAUACUGAUAAUAAGAUUCAGACUAUUUUUUAAUCAUUUUUAAUCUAUAUAAACAGAUUAUAUACCUAAUUACAAUGCUAAUAAGAAACAAUUUGAAAAUACCAUUUUUACAGCAUGAAAGUAACAGAAGAAGGAUAUGUUGAAAAAGAAAGUAAUGUUUUAAUAAUUUCCAACUUUGAAAGUAAUAUUUUAAUGAUCUUUCAAUUCUAAUAACUUCUGGUAUUAUAACAAUUUUUAAUAGAUCUACAUUUAGAAAUGCUAAAUCAAGAGACCUUUUAAAACUCAACUAUAUGCAUAUACCCAUCCUUUCUUUCAUCAUACAGAUGAACCAGUUAGGGAAAAGAUGACAAACAUUCCUUGUUUAAGAAAAACUAAUUUGAUCAUUUUAAUCUCUUAAAGUUAAAAUUCUCUUAGCGCUUUAUUAUCUUAAUUUGACUUGUAGGUAGUAGGAUAGCAUUUCAGUUUGACAAUAUCUGUUUUCCAACAUAGAAAUUUUCUGAAUGAUAGUUACUAUUUGCUGAUUACACAUGAAACAUCUAUCUUAAGAGCCAAAUGCUGUAGAUAUUUAACAACUAGAGCAAUUUAGAAAGUGCCAAAUUAAAUUUAGCAAGGAAAUUAAACAGAAAGUGUAUAACGAAUCAAACUGGAAUAUGGUCAGGACAAAACCUCCAGAAGAUUUGAGUUGUAUAUCUCAAGACUGCACCUGCAUAAGCAGAGUAUAGCUUGCUACUAAGCUAAUGCACUACAUUUAAAAAAUACCAUCCUUUGAACCACUAAAAGUAGAGAGGUUUUGUUCGUGCGAUGUAAGAACGUUGUCUCACUAUCUUCUCCCUUGUUUCUACUGUGGUACCAAAGCAAAGGGAGUAGUACUGCUACCACACGUAGAUGUACAAGGAAGAAAAUUUUGAAAACAUGCCUUUUUUCCCAGGUUGCCUUUACACUAAUGAUUAUUAACUUUUAUUCAGUGUAUAAUUUGUAAACUUUAUUUUAUCUAUUUUUGAAAUUAUAAGAACUUACGGAUGAUAUAAAUAAUAAUAUAGUAAGGUGGACAAAACAUAGACAAGGGUUGUAAACCUGCCACAAAGUUUAUACCACUGACCAACCUGUAAGCUCAUGUUAGAAAUAGUGGCAUGAGAUUUCUACUAAAUUUUCAUAGGUCCUGAAAUAUUUCCUAUAAGCAUAUUUCUUGUAUCCUAUUUUUCAAAUUGCUUAGGUGUAAAUAUAAAGCAAAAACCAUUCCAAUGUGGACAGUGUAGCAUGAACAUUAUAUGUUGUGUUUUGUGCAGGAAUAUUGCUAGAUUGGUAAAGAGCAUCUUAAAUUCUACAACAUGUGAAAGAAAAAAGAGUGGAUGUCAGUAGGCCGAUUAAAGGUAGACCAGUCACGAUGCUCCAUGGAAUUAAAUAUACUAAUCAGAUUCUGAGCUUAAGGGACAGAAAUAGAAAAAGAAGUGGAGCAAGACUGCAAAUAGUGUUGUUCCUUCUUUUAUCUUUAUUUUUCAUGUAUGUAAUUUUAUUAACUUAGACUGUUCAGACAAACCUAACAUUUUUGCAAAGCAUUUGCCCAGGUAAGUUGAGUUAAUCAUUAUUUUUCUCUUUUCCUUUAACUGUUAAGAGUUAAUUAACUAGUAGUUCUUUUUUUGCUUCAGUGAUUGGAAGGAUAUGUGUAUCCAGCACAUCGUUCCUGACUGGGGUUAGCAGUGCAGAAGUGGAUAAGUGCAAAGGAAAAAAAAAUUUGAAUGUGUUAUCCUGUUAAGCCAUAGCAAGGCAACCAGCCCAUCCUUCAUUAGCUUAGAAAACCAGACUAUUCACAAACAGUCCAUAAUAGCAAGUGAGGAUCUGAAAAAAAACAAAAACUUGACUCAUAGUAACAGUAAGUAUAAAUAUCUUUUUAUUUUAAAUAACACCCCUAAGUGUCGGGUAGUAUUUUAUACAAACUUAAUUGCUGUAAGUCAUCAUAGCUUUUAUAAAAUACAGAAUUUCUGUAUUGUUUUUACACAGUAGAUGCAGUUUAAAGAUUUCAAAUUAUACUUAAGUAUAUAGUUUAAGUUUGUGAAUAAAUAUGAAUUGGUUCCUAAAUAGAAGGGAUUUUUAAGAUGGACUUUAAAUUCCUAAAACUGUAUCUGUCAUCUUAUUUACUAACAGGUAGGGACUUAAAAUGUAGUAAUACAUAUUUUAAGAAUUGAAAGCCUAACUAAACAAACUUCAAUUUGUUAUUUGUACUGUCUUUAUCUGCAAAGACUAUUUCAGAUGUGGACGGUGAGGAAUGCUAUGUUAAGACUACAGGGAUAGUGUAUAUUAGUCAAUAAGGAAUUUUGCAUACUGUUGAACAGAGAAGCUUACAAACUCAAUUUGCAGCACUUAAAUAAGCAUGGAUAGGUUGGGGAGGGGGGGCCUACAAUUUCCUCAUCCUGCAUACAAAACUAUUCCAAGAAAAGCAGUUUUCCUUUCCCUCUUUAAGGAGAGAAACAUUCUACCACUGGAUCUCUCCCUCACAGUUUCGUGAGGAAAUGUAAACGUUUUCUCAACACACCUACACUGAACUAAAAACAAGCCUAUGAAAUCUUAAACGCUCCCUUUUUUGUUAUUCUUUGCCCAAAUAACUCCUGUUCUUUGCAAUGUAAAUUUAUUUCCUCUAGAAAGUGACCUUGGAAACUGCAUAGUUGGAAAAUAAGGUGGGAUGUAUUCUAAGUCUCCCCAUUAUAGAGAAUGGAAAUCCAGUCCUUGAAGCUAGGGUCAAUUGUUUUUCCGCACUGAACUUCAUAGGAAAUGAAAGAUUUUUCUCAGUCAUAAUUUAUAUUCUGUAGUCACAGACACUCUCAAAAUAACUAGCUAACUCAUUUCCAAAGAAAAUUAAUUGUGACAGUAUAGAACUAUUACACAGGUUUCUCUUGUUAAGCCGAAUUUCAGGUGACUUAAAAGAGAGGUUUUAGAUUUACACUGUUCUAAUUAUUAACAAUUAUGAAAUUCAAAAAACAACCACAGUUUGAUUUGACAACGGAUUGUAGUACUCUGUUGGUAGUACCAUCUUUUACCAUAGAAUUUAUAUUUCCUAUUAUUGGAAACAGCAGUGUGUUACAGUGAGAUUUCUACUGAUUUCAUGUCCUUUUGCCACAUCACAUCUGAAGUGCAUUUCACCUACCUGUUCUUGUGGUCCAUGCUUACAAAUUAUGAUUUAUGUGCCAAAACAAAAACAAAUUAAAAGUGACUGAAUGCAAGAUAUAAUGCCAAAUACCAAUACUGCAAACUCAUUGACAAGAAAAGGACUGAUCCAGCUCCUGUUCAAAUUGGCUGUUUUUCCAUUGGCCUCAAAAUAGGAACAGGAACAGUCCAACAGUUGAGACAUCUAUGGCAAAUUAUGUUGAGAAUUUUUUUUUUUUAACAGAAAUUUUAUUAAGGACAACAUGAUUUUAUCCACUAUAAUAGAAAUACAAUGCACAAUAAACUAAGCUGUCUAGGCCAGUUGUAAAACAUUUUUUUAAUACACAACAUAAUAAAUAUACGCACAUCCCAUUAUAUUAAACUGAAAAAUGUGAUCAGUAACUUGAAGUAUUCGUUAUACAGAAUUCAUGGUAAAAUUAUCAGGUGGUUUGUUUAUGGGCCACUUUUACAGCAUAGAGGCUACCUGGUUCUCCUUUUCUUUGGUAUAUAGAAAACAGUGCAUAUUUUUAAAUAAGGGUAGAAAUGAACUACUUUGAUGAAGAAAUGAAACAUCUUCAAAAUACAAAAUGAAUGUCUAUCCUUUAAUAAUACAUUAUUUAUUCUUCUUGUGGCCAAGGACUCAGAAUAAUUAAACAGAAAGCAAGAUUAGCUUAUUAAGUAGGCAGGAGCUUUAAUUUAGCUUUGUAAGAAAAUGAAGUUUAGAAAUGGCUUCGGCAGAAGUUAGGAAUUGAAACCUGGACCUAUACCUUGUCUUCUCUCCCUAGAAAGGCAGAAAUAUACAUGCAUGUACAAACCCAUGAAAGCUGAACUAUAAUUUUUGUAUGAAUUUGCUGACAUGUUCAUUCUCAGUAAAAAUUAUCUUGAAAACAGUUGACUGACUGCUACCUUAUUAGUCUUUUUGUAAACUAAAGCAAAGAGCAAUCUGUGUGCAGGGAAAUCUUUUAAAUGUAAUAGCCAGAAUGGUAUACCAGCUUUUCCUCUAAAAAAAAAGUCAAUCAAAACCUAUUUCACCCUAUAUCUAGUGCCACUUAAUGCUUUCUAAGAGUCCAAAAUAAUGCAAAAUCUUAAUUCCAUGGAGUUUGGAUUUCCUGAAUUUGCUCCUUUAUGGUACAAGUGAUGUUCUUAGUUGCUUAGACGGUAAUCUUUCCUGAGAAUCAGAAAUAUAGUAGAAAUACUAGUGACUGAUGUUUGCUUAUCUUUUGGUAAGCCGAAAAAGCGAGAUCCUGAUUCGAUGUGGUUAUUAAAAAUCCUGCAGCACAUUUCAUGAAAUAAAAUGGUUAAUCACUGGAUCUUAGUACAAUACCAGUUGCUGAGUAAUUUCACUUAUCCACACUUUUCUAGGUAUUUAAUUUGGAUGUGCUAUUCUCAUAUCUAAUUGGGUACUGUCAGAUAACUACCAAGUUCCAUCUGAAUGGAAGCUGAUUCUUUGCAACCACACAAUUCAUGUAUUAAUUAAUUUUGUGAAAUGCUUUAGGGUCCUAUUACUCCCCCAUAUAUAUAUGAAUGGCUUCCUGCUUCUUUUGUUUAUUCUGCAGAAUGAACAGACAUUCUAAACAUUUUCCAAAGACAUUUUGGCCUGUUUUUGUCUGUUCUCUGGAAAACAUACAGAGGAAAUGAUAAACAAAUGAAAAUAAGAUAUAUAUCAGCUGAGAGAGAGAAUAAAGAACACCACUAAGACAGAAGACUGGAACCCAGAUGCCCUCAGGUUUUAAAAAUGAGUAGAAAAAGAAGAAAAAGCUGCAAGGGCAGAAAAAGCUCUGAUUCCAGAGAAUAUGAACAAUUGCCACCCAUUUGUAAAUGCCAGCAAAAUCUAGAAAGCCUUGAAAAUAAAGUAGAUGAUGAGCUGUCUCACUUCUCUGAGCCGUUAAAUGUAAAGCGUUCUGAAGAAAAUGGAAAAGAUCAUGAAAAUAAGAAUCAGAGUAGCUCGGACGCAUCUGAAGAUAGAGACCUUGAUAACAUAUCAGAUAGUGAAAAAGAAGGAAAGAAGGAAAAGAACUGCCCUCCUCAACCGUUCUCUUCUCAGCAAAAUGAAAUCCUAGCUACAGUAACUUUUGGUGAGUCAGACGGUUCAUCAACAGGAAAAAUUACACUGUGGGGCAAACCAGACUCUGCAAAGUCCAUUAGUUUGGCUACUGGAAAAAUUACUGCAGAAGUAAAAUACGGUUCAUUUAAUAUGAAAGUUGAAAUUAAGAACCUUUCUUUGUUUGGCACUGGAACAAACCUUGUAGUUGAAAAAAGGAAAAGUUCAAAGAACAGUAAACGCUGUCAUGAAAGACGAUACCAGAAAAGCCAGUAUUCAAAAUAUCCUAAGUACCAGUGUCCUUCAACUAACCAUUCAGUAGAUGACAAUGAGAAAUAUAAGGUAUCCUCUAAACAUAAAAUCCAAGCUGCUACUAACAAGGAUGCCUCCCUGAAAAUGAACAUUGAAGGAAAAGAAAUUAAAGUGAAAUAUACCAACAGAAAGAAAAAUCUGAUGGUUAACAUCAAACCUAGUGAACAGGUACAUAGCAAAACCUGCAACGCUGACCAUGAAGUUAUGUACUGGAGUGAAACAGAUUACUCUGUAACAGAGGCACCCUGCAACACAGAUUGUGAGUCAUAUUUUAGCCUUCAUGAAAACGACAACCAUACAUUCCUGGAUGGGUGCGUACUUCUCCCUCCACCUGAAGAGUUUGCUGACUAUGACAAAAUGCAUUUGGAUACUAUUACAGAGGGGGUGUCUUUGUACUCUGAGAAUGAGAGAAGAGACUCCAACAGCCUCUCUGCAGCCUUGAGAAUUUGGGAGGAAGACAAUUAUUUCUGCAAACGUAACAAAAAGGAGUAUAAAGACCACACUAGUGAAACGGAAUAUUUUUCAAAAGAUAAAAUAAUUUCCUCAAAAAUGAAUAAUAGAAACAUUCUAGAUAGUAAUACCUUGAAUAAGCCAAACUUUGGUAAGGCACUCAUCAAUAAGAGCAGUGGAACAGGUCAAGAAAGAAAUAUCAGUGACAACAGCAGUGACACUGGACAAAAAGCAGCAAGAAGAAAGUCUUUCCCAGAUACUACCCUUGAUGUACUAUCACCAGUUCAUCCUAGAAGGGAUUCUGGCUUUUAUUCAUUGCCGUCCUUAUCCUUAAAGGUAUUAUCUAAGGAGGCCAAACCAGGAGAUGUUUACAGCAAGAACCCACACACUCAUAGCAGCGAUACAGAACUUUGUAAGUGUCCUGACUUCACCUCAUCACUGAGAAGUUUGAGAAGUCUUAAGUCUUCAUAUCAGUAUGCUUUCACCUCCUUUGAUCAUAAUAUUACCAUUUAUCCAUCUGAAAGUCUAGAUGAUACUUGUUUACUAAAUGACUAUACAAGCUAUAUGAGGCAAAGUGAAGAAACAGAAGAAACAUUAAUAAAGACUCUUCAUUCCAGUGAUGCUAUAAAUGAGAAACGAGAAAAUAAAUAUGUGGCACCUCUGAGAAACCUAGCCAUAAGGGAAGAAGACAUGGAGCCUACCAAAAGCACUUUAGAUGAAGGGACACCAGUGUACAGUCAUUUAGAAAAGCAUGCAGAUUUGCAGAGCAAAGAUCAGUUGAUACAGGUCUCUUCACCUCCUAGAAGCCCAUCAGGUGACCUUAUUACUGACAAGGAAAGUACUGAUGAUGCGGCUACCGAAUGUGUCACAAACCAACUUUUAGCUUUACAGCCAAAUGUUCAGCUAUCCCCUGCAGAGCCUGCAGUAACAAAGAAAAGGAGAGGAUCAGUAAUGACUGUAAUAACUGGUGAGCUAGAACAAAGACUCAUCAUCCAAGGUGACAACAAGUUGAUACCAAAUUCCUGUGGCCCUGCAGUAAGAAAAGAGCCUAAACUUCCCUGUAGUAUACCAAAAAAAUCCUUGCUGUCACCCUUGCUAUUGGACCCUGAGGAGCUUGACACGGAGAAUGAGUUAGAAAGCUUGUCUGAGAUACAGGACAUAUCUGUGAAUAUCCUUGAUGAAGCUAAUUGCUGUAAUGAUUCAGCACAGGCUGCCACAUUAUCUACCUCUUCAGCAUACACAGAAAAGAAACAGAUUUUGACAGAACAUUCAUAUAUCAAGGAAACAACUGAGAACCUUUACAGCAAACAAUUAUCUGAUGAUAGCCUAAGAAGAGAGCCUGGAGCACAUCAGUCACAUCAGUUAGCCAAAUCCAACUCUGAUGAAGCUGAUAAAAAGUCUGAAAUGAAGGAAGAUUUCCAUCAGAAUACAGAUAUCACCACUUCAUCAAUAAAACAGAUUAGUCAGAAAGACUUGAAAUCAGAAGUGAAUAAGACCAGAAAGUUACCUUUGUUGAAAGACACCAGAGCCAGCGAUAGCUCCCAGGAAGAAGCAAUAGACCAAUGGGCCAGGAGACGGAAACAAUUCAAAGACAGCAAAAAAUGCAGUUCAACUGGAGGAAGCUCCAUAAACAGCACAAUCACCGAGGGAUCAAUGAAUUCAGAGGAUGCUCGGUCAAUAGAUCUGGGACUACAUUCUGAAAAUGAUGAUAGAGGUUUCUAUACAGAAAACUUUCAUUCUGCUUCCUGGGUUUUCAGAGGAGAUGAUGUCUCUCCCAAUAAUAGUCCUAGAUGUCUCAGCAAAAGGCCUAGACCAGUAGCAAUUCGUGAAAGAACAGUGAAGAUCGCUAAAGGAACUGGCAAUUACCCCUGGGGUUUCCGAAUCCAGUUCUCAAAGCCUAUCCUUGUGACUGAAGUUGACACAAACAGUACAGCUGAAGAAGCAGGGCUUCAGGUAGGGGAUAUUCUGAUAGCAGUCAAUGGAACGGAUGUCACAAGCAUGCCACAUUCAGAAGCUGCAAAUCUGGCAAGGAAAGGUCCUGAUAUCUUGACUAUGGUGGUGGGAUCCGAUAUCAGCCGUUACCCUAACACUCCCAGGCCCACCUGUCGGGGAUAUUUGCACAAACGAACACAGUCAGCGAUACUAAAGGGAUGGAGGAAGAGGUGGUUUGUGCUGAAACAUAAUGGCCACCUCCACUAUUACAAACACAAGAAGGAUGAAGGGAAAUGCAGGCCCCUAGAAGUAACAAAGUUGGAAGGAGCGGAAAUUGGUGUUGACACCAGUCUGGGUAAACCAUUUGUUUUUAAGUGCAUACCUCAAAGUGGAAACAGGAUUUUCUACUUCUGUGCAACUUCUAACCAAGAAAUGAAGAGGUGGCUGGAGGCUAUGGAUAAAGCGGUGCAUCCUGUGCAUCAGAACCAUGUCUGGGUAGAUGUCACACUGCAUAACACCACACUGCCACCCCUGGCUAUCAAGAACCCGGAGUGCCUCGGGCUCCUCCACCAGCUGGAGGGAAACAAGGACGUCUGGGUUCAGCACUACUGCAUCCUGAAGGACGGCUGCUUGUAUUUCUAUGCCACUCUUCGCUCCACACCUGCCCAAGGUGGCCUUUAUCUACAGGGCUAUAUUGUGAGUGAACAGUCUCUGGGCUCCAAGAGAUCUGUAAUUGAACUCAAACCUCCAUCUGAAGAGUUUAAAACCUUCUACUUGUGUGCAGAGAAUGUGAAUGAAAACAAAAGGUGGAUUACAGCUUUAAAAGCUUCAAUUAAUAAAUGGUUACCCCUACACCAGGCGAUUCAAGAUUUCAUGAACAGACCACUGGAGGAGACAAGGAUGUGAGAAGAAAGGUCAUUUUCCAUCAAUUUCUGUUUUUCAUUAAAAAUUUCAUGCUAUGUCUUAUAAUGACUCAUCUUAAAAGAUGCUCUAGCAACAGGUAAUCUUUAGCAUUGCUAUAC